UCUUCAGCGUCAGUUUUCAGUGAGAAUACAGAAGAAGCCAAUGAUUGUAAAUCACCUAUGUAUAAAACAAAACAAACUGCAGAGGAAUGCAAGUGCUGCAGGUUUGCAAAAGAUGAUACACACUUUACUAAGGAAGAAGAUGUAAACAUCUCACCAAGUCAUCUGGAAAGUGUUUUACACAAUACCUUCUCAAUAAGAUCUAACAUUGUACAAAACAAAAAUGACUCUAUUGAUGAGACCCUAGAAGAUUCAAUUGGCAUCCAUGCUUCAUUCUCUAAAUCUAACAUUCAUCUUUCAGAUGUAGAUUUUACUCCUUCAAGCAGAGAAAAAGAAACUAGAAAUACAUUGACGAACAUUUCAGAAAACCACAUUAAUCACUCAUGCCAAGCAAAUGCUUCCUUCAGCCCACCAAACAAAUGCCAAGCAAAUGCUUCCUUCAGCCCACCAAACAUUUACAAGCAUAGUAAUGGCAGGAUAUUUGAAUGCCUGGAUGAGUUUUCAUCACCAGAGCCAAGUGACCAAAAGAGUACUGUGCAUCUGAAUCCAAAUUCCAGAAUGGAGAACAGAGAGAAAUCUUUAGAUAAAACAGAAAGAAUUGGCAAAAAUGUGGAAAGACUUGUAAGAGAAGCAUGCACCCAUAAUGUGGCAUCUAAGUCAUUGCCUUUUCUCCAUGUUCAAAGCAAAGAUGGUCACACCACUCUUCAAUGGCCUACAGAACUUCUGCUUUUUACAAAAACAGAACCAUGUAUCUCUUAUGGCUGCAACCCACUAUAUUUUGAUUUUAAGCUUUCUCGGAAUGUAAAGAAUUCCCAUAAUUCAGAGGACUUAAAACCAGAAUUGGGUAAGGAACUCCUGAAAAGGAAGACUAAAAUAGAGAGCCAAGUCUCAGGUUUAAUCAAAGAUCAACAAAAAUUGAUCCCAGAGGAUAAUCAGUCUCUAAAACCAAAGAUGAUGAUAGCUAAACCAGAUUGGGAAAAUUUCCAGAGAAAAUAUGAUUUAGGCUACAACGAUUCUGAGCCAAGUAAAGAUGAGCAUAAUUUUAUUCCAAAUGAUUUGGAAAUGGAAAAUCCUGAAGUGCCUGCUUACCUUGAUACAUCUCUAAAGAAUUGCUUAGGAACCAGUAAUAAUAAUGGUAAUGAACUUAUGGAAUCUUCAAGGGCCCACUGGAAAAGCUGCAGAAGGUUACUUCUAAAUGAUGCAAAUGAGAGCCUAUCUUUUCCUCCUUAUAUUUCUAGGACUAAAACACAUAAACCAAUUCCUUGCAAUCCUCCUGCAGGGUUUGAAGAUGAAAACCAAUUCAACUGGAAUUCUAAUUGUUGUACAGUAGAAGAUCAUAGUGACCAUCAAAACGACUUCAGUGUAAUUUUGAAUAGUAACCACAUCAGCAUGACAAGUAGUAUUUCUGGAUGUGGAAACCGAAGUUACAGGAGAAGCUCUCCAAAGUCAUCUCUGACUGGACGUUCUAACUCUUUAGAUACAUCCCCUAGCAGCAUGUCCAGGUUGAGAAGUAGCUGUUCAAGUCAUAGGUAUGAUAGUAAUGGCAGAGAUAAUUGGCUCUACUUUUGUAAAAAAGAACACAGCUCAGUUGAAGGGCACAAACGGAAAUGCAGAAAGCGCAACUGCUUCUACUUGUCUGAUGAGAUAGCAAAGGGCAACCGAAUGCAGUCAGAAACACAGAAAGAGAGGAACUGCAAAUUGUGGGAGUCAUUUAAAAAUGAAAAAUAUUCAAAACAUAGAUAUUGUCACUGCAGAGAACGACAU
This is a messenger RNA of Carlito syrichta (Philippine tarsier), 1761 nucleotides long. Its product is annotated as zinc finger protein 804B-like. NCBI's taxonomy places the organism in Eukaryota, Metazoa, Chordata, Mammalia, Primates, Tarsiidae. Gene Ontology annotation, cellular component: nucleus. The record is from RefSeq and is a predicted model, not a curated record. The annotation marks the transcript as partial. The transcript has a single exon.